Messenger RNA from Leptopilina boulardi, 3377 nucleotides. RefSeq names its product VPS35 endosomal protein-sorting factor-like. NCBI's taxonomy places the organism in Eukaryota, Metazoa, Arthropoda, Insecta, Hymenoptera, Figitidae. Gene Ontology annotation, cellular component: endosome. Bases 305 to 3256 code for a protein of 983 amino acids. The transcript has 18 exons. Gene Ontology annotation, biological process: endocytic recycling. The record is from RefSeq and is a predicted model, not a curated record.
AGGUUAUAGGUUAGGUACGGUAUUUGACGUUUCGCUGAAAAUUUAUACAGCGAAAAACAUAUGAUUUUUGUUAUUACCUUUUUUUUGAGAUAAAAAUAAACGAAAAAUAAAUAAAAAAAAUUUUUAUUUGUUUUUUUUUAUCUAAAUGGUAUUUUUUAUUAUUUUUCAAAAUAGAAAAGAAAUAACGAAUAACAAACAUUAUAACCUAUAAAUUUUGUGUUGAUAAUAUAUUUAUAAUAAAUAAAUAAUUUAAAAAUUUUUUUUGUAUAAAACAUUUGUUAGGUUAGAUAAAUAAAAGAAAAAAAUGGCAGAAAUCGAUUGGAUCUCAAGAACAUAUGAAUAUGGAUCUCCAAAAUGUCCACGAUUAGAAGAAGUUUUGGACCAUCCCCUUAAACCUUUAAUAGUUUCGGUUGUCGAUGGACGCAGUAUUGUUCGUCGAGGUACUUUACGAAGUACAAGUACUAGUUCCUCGACAAGAACACCAACACCAACCCAAAGUUCCACGCCAAAUAUCAAAACAUUCGCCGAUCCUUUAUUAGGUCAUUCCAAUCUCGAUGGUACAGAUCCACUUACACUAUUUGCUCGCGAGGAAUUGGAUCCCCUGUCAAAAAUGGCAACGGACGAGUGGGACUACUCAGCGAAUGUCACACAUACUAAAAAAUUCAAGGACAAAACGGAAGAAUUAGUCGAACCCUGGACAUCGAGACGUAAUUUAAUUUUAAAUAAAUACACGACCAAUGAAAAAUUGUCAAUUAUCACUAGUUUUUUGUCCGGAGGCGAAAGAGUUGUCGUUAAAGUUCAACCGAGUGGAACUGUCGAUAGAGUAAAAACAAGAUUGGAAAGAUUAGAUGAAUUUGAAGAAGGCUCCGUUCGACAAUUACUCGAUUUAUCACAACAAGAAUAUAUGGCAAGAAUUGAACAAUUAAAUAAUGAACUUGUACAAGCAUGGCACUCGGAUUUUCGUGUUAAAGCUCUGAAAAUUGCUAUACAGUGCGCAAAAUUGUUAGGUGACACAUCAGCGAUUGCCUUUUAUCCCAGCAAAUUUGUCCUUAUCACUGAUAUUUUGGAUAUUUUCGGCAAACUUGUCUAUGAAAGAUUAAAAAUGAAAGCCGAGUCUCAUAAACCUGGAAGUAAAAGUUCGACAAGUUUACCGGAAAAUUUUACACCCGAUAUGGUACCUGAAAGUGCAAAAGAAACUUGUCAGAAUUGGUUCUAUAAAAUUGCAUCAAUUCGAGAAUUGGUACCGAGACUUUUUGUUGAAAUGGCAAUUAUUAAAUCGUAUAAUUUCUUAACAACAAGUGAAUCAAUUUCGGCAUUACGUAGAAUAACACGAAUGAUUCGUGGAAUUGGUAAUCCAUUAAUUGGAAUUUAUGCACGUUGUUAUUUGUGUCGUGUUGGAUUGGCAUUGAAUAAAAAUAUGGAUUUUGAAUUUGCCAAGGAGAAUUUUUAUGAUUUUCUUUGUACAUUUCAACAACUUUUUACGCCAUCAAUGAAAAUUGAAUUGAAUAAACAAAAUAUUUCAUUUCAUUCGUAUUUAAGCCUCUAUACGCCUGCACUCGAAUGGAUAUUAGAAAUUGUCGCUGCAACUGCUUCGGAUAAUUUAUUGACCGAAAUUAUUUCACGUUGUAAAUUGAUGCCAAAAAGUGGAUUAUUAAUAAACACAGCGUUAACAUCUUUUAAAUCAUCCUACAUUGCAGCAAGAUCAAUGGAAUUUGUAAAUCUAGUUACAACUUGUGAAGAUGACGGAUUUCCACAAUAUCUUCUGUAUCGAAAUUUAGGCGAAUGUUUUGUAAAAGAACCGCCAGCAAAAGAUGAUUGUCAAUUGGUUUUAAAUGACGUUUGGAAAUAUUUGGCAAGCCUCAAAGAUUCCACAAAAUUUAUGUACUGCACUGAAAUUUGGAUUCAAUUUACAGUUAUUCAUUUUUCUGUGACCGAACUAAAUCAAUUUUUGGGAGCUGUUAUCAAUCAUUUGGGCUCAAAUCGUGCAUUUGAACAAUUUUAUCCACAAUUACAGACAAUUGUCGAGAAAAUUGUUGCACACACACAAGAUUUUGAAUCCUUGCUAAUAAUGAAUAAUUUUUUGCCGCUAUUGGAUCUUUUUCAUAAAGAAAGCAUUAAAGUUGAUGUAUGUAAAAUAAUUGUCGAAGGAUUUGGCGCACAAAAUGGACCAAUCACAGAUCCAAUUGUCAUUAAUGCACUUAUGUUUAUUAUGAAAAUUAUUCACGACUCUGUUAGUGCAUUGACUGUGGAGGAUGAGAAACGACAAAUUGGUAAUUUAAUUUGCGGUCUUGUUCAACGAAUCGAUUAUGGACGAGAUUUUGAGAAACAAUUAAAUUUUUAUGUCGAGGCAAGAGCUGCAUUUCCAAAUCUUGACGCCGUUCAUAUUCAACUUGUUCAGUGUGUAAACAGAUUGGCAGUUGAUACGAGAAAAAUUGUACGUGGCCAUCAUACGCGACGAACAUCUGCAUUUGUUCGUGCAUGUGCGGCAUUUUGUUUUAUUACAAUUCCCUCAUUAUCAUCAGUACAUUCGCGUCUUCAAUUAUAUCUUCUAUCGGGUCAAGUUUCACUUCUAAAUCAAUGUCUUGGGCAAGCCGAUGCAUGUUUUAAAGCGGCAUUGAGCCUCGUGCCUGAAAUGCCUAAAACAAUUGAUAUCGAUGGAAGGCAAAAAAGUACUGAACCAUGUUUGCUUUCGUAUCUUUCAAAUUUUUUGUCUACUCUCCUUGUUGUUCCAGAUAGUCCAGAGCAUGGAGUUUUAUAUUUAAUGCGAGGACUACUCAAUGCAAUUCAACGUUGCUUUGAGGAACAUUCAUCGACAAAAUAUUAUCUCUAUCUACGAGUUCUUGAUCUCCUCAGUACAUAUACUCAAGAAAAUUAUCCAUAUCAUGUUGACAAGGUCGAUUCAAAUGAUCGUCUCUAUGGCUCUGAUCAUAAAUUCAUUGGCGAAGUAAACAAAAUAUCAUCAAAAGUGUUACAUGAAAUUUUAACACAUUUAAAAUAUUUAAGUACUAGUGAUCAAUUGGAAAAACAAUCGCAACUCGCAUUAGAUUUAUUUAUUCGUAUGAUAAUAAGAGCCGAUUUACAACAAUCAACAAUGACAACAUUGGCGAUUAAUUUAUGGAAUUUGUCACAAAAAAAUGGAAACGAAGAACAAAAUAGAAAAAUUUGUCAACGAAUUAUUUCUCAUAUGAUAUUUAAAAGUCGAUCUCCAGAUUUUGAGCAUUUUGGUGAGAUUUUACAAAAAAUUGUUAAAACAUAAAUAUUUUUGACACUUAAAAAAGAAAAAAUUUUGUUAUUUAAUUGACAAAUUAAGACUGUAUAUCCUAAAUAUGACAAUUAUUAAAUUAAUUAAUAAAUAAAUACUUGUUUUUUUAAAAAAA